Molecule: messenger RNA, 1624 nt
Organism: Manihot esculenta (cassava)
Lineage: Eukaryota; Viridiplantae; Streptophyta; Magnoliopsida; Malpighiales; Euphorbiaceae
Exons: 6
Coding region: 186-1382 (398 amino acids)
Source: RefSeq, a predicted model, not a curated record
GACUGUUCGAGUCCAUUUGCCAAACGUGUCCGGCCAACAUCCAUUGCUCAUCCACUUGGGCUCUGUCUUCUUCCAGAAGUGUAUUGUGGCUGGCACUUCCCCUUUUGGCAUACAGAAACGGAGAGGUCUGCGCAGAGGAACGAAGAAGAAGAAGAAGAAGAGACUCCAAAUUAAGGUUGUUUUCUAUGGCAACCUUUGCCUCCUCUCUUCUCUUCUCUUCUCUUCCUCCUCCUCAGCUCCUCUCCUCUUCCAAUCUCCACAAUCCCCUUUCUUUCUCUCUUUCAUUCCCUGUUUCUCCUAAUACUGCUACUCUCACCUCAAACCCCAGAAAAAUCCGAACCCUAAUCCCUGCUUCCUCCAAUUCCUCUCCCUCUUUUGAUGAUUUCGUUUUUGAUGGAAAGUCAGGUUCUACUGAUAAGAAAUCAGUUCUCUCAGAUUUGAUACAAGAGAUAGAACCACUGGAUGUGAGUCUUAUUCAGAGAGACGUUCCGCCUACUACCUUGGAUGCUAUGAAGAGGACCAUCUCUGGGAUGUUGGGCUUACUUCCAUCUGAUCGCUUUAAAGUUUUCAUUGAGUCUUUAUGGGAACCCCUCUCCAAGUUAUUAGUCUCCUCAAUGAUGACUGGGUAUACAUUGCGGAAUGCUGAGUAUAGGCUUUGCCUUGAGAGAAACCUCAAUGUGGAUGAGGGAAAUAUUGAAAACCAAGCACCAGAAAAUUCUAAACUUAAUUUGCAAGGGACAGAGGUAGACAAUGCAAAAGCAAAUCAAUAUUGUGGAAAAAAUGUCAAAUUUGAAAAAAGACAUGCAGAUCUAUCUGAUAAUAUUAGUGUUGAAGGCCUCGGUGAAAUGUCCUCUGAAGCCAAAAAGUAUAUUCUUGAUUUGCAGUCUCGCUUAUCUUCUGUAAAAAAGGAACUGCAUGAAGCCAAGAGGAGAAGUGCUGCUCUUCAGAUGCAACAGUUUGUUGGUGAAGAAAAGAAUGAGUUACUGGACUACUUAAGAUCACUACAACCAGAAAAGGUAGCCGAGUUGUCAGAACCUACAUCCCUGGAAUUAAAAGAAGUAAUCAAUUCUGUAGUCCAUGGUCUGCUUGCAACUCUUUCACCUAAGAUGCAUUCCAAGGCUCCACCACAGUCGGAGAAUGCAUCGACUGGAACAUGGAAUAUUGGGAGUGAAGAUUGUGCAGAACUUCUUGAAAACACUUCACUUCAGUUCCAGCCCCUCAUUUCUUUAACAAGGGACUAUCUGGCGCGUCUACUCUUCUGGUGUAUGCUUUUGGGACACUACCUUCGAGGCCUUGAAUAUCGGAUGGAGCUAAUGGAACUUUUGUCCUUGACAAGCAAUGUGGAAAAACAUGAUGCUUGUGGAGAUGAUCAAGUCGCAUGAAGGUAGUCUAUUUCAAAUGCUUCCAUCUGUACAUAGAGAUGUUUGUGUGUGCAUACAAAAGUUGUUUAUCCUUGUGAAAAGGCUUGAAGUGAGAUGGUCGACUAUGUCUUUGCGGAUGGAUAGGUCAUUUGUUUUUAUUGUGUAAAAGGAUACUUCUUUUCUUUAAUUCAAGAAUACUUCUCUUUGAGAUUUGUUGUGUAAUUAUUGUGGUUAAGGAAAAAAAGAAAAUUGGUCUUCUUUUA